AUGGCGGACAUUUUGCAGAGUAAGAAGCGGUCAGCCGCGGAGGCUUUUCGGUCGGAUCAAAAGACAUUUAAGCAGUCUCUCGAAACACACAGAUCGGCAGUAUCGAAGACAAAACAGUCUCAAGUGAAGACUGUUGACUUCCAGAGAAAAUCCAACGGACAAGACGGAGAAGGAAAGGGCGAUGUCUUACGCAAAUCCGACACCCACUUUGCACCAAAUGGAAAAAGCUCCAAUCUCAAGAAACGGGCCCAAGACCUUCUACAAGUACGCCAGAAACUACCAAUAUACGCCCACGCAGACCAGAUACGACAAACACUCCGAAAAUACGAUGUCAUGUUACUGGUGGGAGAAACCGGUUCUGGAAAAUCGACACAAAUCCCGCAAUUUCUGAUCGACGAGUCCUGGUGCCAGCGCAAGAAAGUGAAAUCCAGUGGUGUGAGUGUCGGAGGAUGCAUAGCCAUCACGCAGCCACGGCGUGUCGCGGCGAUCUCACUGGCGAGACGCGUGGCCGAGGAAAUGGGUACGCCGUUGGGGAAUUCCAGCCCGGCGUCGCUGGUCGGCUACUCGGUGCGAUUUGAGAACAGUACGGGACCGGCGACGAGGAUCAAGUUCAUGACGGAGGGGAUGCUGUUGCAGGAAAUGCUGCGAGAUCCUUGGUUGAAGGAAUAUUCGGCGGUGGUCGUUGAUGAGGUCCACGAGCGUGGUGUCAAUGUGGAUCUUGUCCUGGGGUUUCUACGACGGUUGCAAGAUUUGCGCGGCCCCAAGGAUGGCAGAGGUGGUAUUGGGAUGAAGGUCGUCGUCAUGAGUGCGACGGCCGAUAUGGAGAAGAUCAAGGAUUUCUUCAAUGACAACCCAGUGGACGACGAAAACUCUGGUGAUGUUCAGAGCAGUCCUCCGUCGAAAGAGAUUGCGGCAUCGUCAUCGGCCCCGGCGACAAAUGGCGUUGAAAACGGCAAGGCGACGGCACUGUUCAUCAGAGGCCGCCAAUUCCCAGUCACCAUCACAUAUACCCCCAGCCCACUGUCAGAUCUUCUAGACGCCGCAUACCAGAAAAUCAUGCACAUUCACUCACACUCACCUCUGCCAGGCGACAUCCUAGUGUUUUUGACCGGGCAGGAAACAGUCGAGUCGCUGCUCAGUCUGGUCCAAGCGUGGUCCACCAGCAUCUCCAAAGAUGUUGUUCUCUCCAAGACACUCCCCAAACUAUUGAUACUCCCCCUCUACGCAGCCUUACCCUCAGACCUGCAACAACGAGUCUUCCAACCGACCCCGAAGUUCACGCGCAAGAUCAUCCUGGCCACCAACAUCGCCGAAACCUCCAUCACCGUCCCGGGGAUCCGCCACGUCAUCGACACAGGAAAAGCGAAACAGCGCCUGUUCCGCCCAGCGCUGAACCUCGACUCCUUACUCACGAUGCCCAUCAGCCGCAGCUCGGCGAACCAGCGCUCGGGACGUGCCGGCCGCGACGCCCCUGGCACCGCUUACAGACUGUACCCCGAGAGCGAGUUCUACAAGCUAGCGCAGGACACAGAACCAGAAAUUCUCCGCUGCGACCUGAGCCAGCUGGUGUUGACGCUGAAAGCGCACGGGAUCGACGCGCUGCACACGUUCCCGCUGCUGACGGCGCCGCCGCGGCGAGCCAUGGAGCGAGCACUGGUGCACCUGUUGCAACUAUCGGCGUUGAACCCCGCAGACGGGCAGAUCACCCCACUGGGCCGCGAGAUGAGUGUCCUGCCUUUACCGGCGAGUCUGGCGCGGGUGCUGCUCGCGAGCGCGCAGCCCGAGUACGACUGCGUCGCGGAGAUCGUGGACAUCGUGUCGGCGCUGAGCGUGGAGAACGUCUUCCUCAACAUCCAGCACAGCCUGACCUCGCCGACCCAGUCGUCUCUCGACUCUGAUCCUCUCGCCAUCACAUCCACAUCCAUCGACUCCGCCGCCGAGGACGACCCCGCCAGCCAAAGCCGCGAGGCCAUCGCGCAGACGCUGCGUCGCGAACUGUUCCGGCGCGAAGGCGACCAUCUCACGCUCCUGGCGGCGAUGCAGGCGUACGAAGCCGAGACGACGGACCGCAAGCGCUGGUGUGACGCGCGCUUCAUCAGCCAUCGCGCGAUGCGCGGCGCCAUGGACGUGCGCAAGCAGUUGACGGCGCUGAUGAAGCGGUAUGCCGGGCAGAGGGAGGCGAAGGAGCGGCGGCAGCAGGAGAAAGGUACCGGUACCAACCGUUCGGAUGUCGUCGCAGCGCCGCCAGCACCACCCACGUCGACAUCCGACCCAUCGACGCUCCCCACGCGCAUCCUCCGCUGUCUGCUGACGGGCUUCCACCCGAACGUGGCGCGCCUGGCCAGCGACGGGACGUACCAGACGAUACUGACGAACCAGCCCGUGGCGAUCCACCCGAGCAGUGUGUUGUUCUCCGUCCCCGGCGUGGACGGUGCUGGCGGUGGCAGCGCGAGAAAGUUCGAGGGCAUCCUCUACAACGAGUUCGUGUAUACCGGUACCAAGGCUUAUGCCAGGGGUGUCAGUGCGGUGGAGAUGCGUUGGGUCGCCGAUGUGGUUAGCUUGGGUCAGGAGAGGGGGGUGCCUUAG
This is a messenger RNA of Exophiala bonariae, 2586 nucleotides long. RefSeq lists its product as uncharacterized. Gene Ontology annotation, cellular component: intracellular anatomical structure; nucleolus. Gene Ontology annotation, biological process: positive regulation of transcription by RNA polymerase I. Bases 1 to 2586 code for a protein of 861 amino acids. The record is from RefSeq and is a predicted model, not a curated record. Gene Ontology annotation, molecular function: ATP binding; double-stranded RNA binding; helicase activity. NCBI's taxonomy places the organism in Eukaryota, Fungi, Ascomycota, Eurotiomycetes, Chaetothyriales, Herpotrichiellaceae. The transcript has a single exon.